Scophthalmus maximus (turbot) is the source of this 1369-nucleotide messenger RNA. It is a transcript of the gene rpp40, whose product is annotated as ribonuclease P/MRP 40 subunit. The transcript is spliced from 9 exons. Gene Ontology annotation, molecular function: ribonuclease P activity; ribonuclease MRP activity. Gene Ontology annotation, biological process: tRNA 5'-leader removal; endonucleolytic cleavage in ITS1 to separate SSU-rRNA from 5.8S rRNA and LSU-rRNA from tricistronic rRNA transcript (SSU-rRNA, 5.8S rRNA, LSU-rRNA); tRNA 3'-end processing. The record is from RefSeq and is a predicted model, not a curated record. The coding region runs from base 317 to 1171 and encodes 284 amino acids. Gene Ontology annotation, cellular component: multimeric ribonuclease P complex; ribonuclease MRP complex. Lineage: Eukaryota; Metazoa; Chordata; Actinopteri; Pleuronectiformes; Scophthalmidae.
GUUUAAACACGUGACUACGGCGAGAGAAGAGGGUAAUUACUCAGGAACCACUGCGCUGAAUGUUUCUCAGUCUGAUCUGAGAACAAACAACUAACAACUACAGAAGAAUCAUGUUCUCUGGUUUGAACUGACUCCGCGGUCUCUGCUGGUCUUUGAUCGAUCCAGUUUCCUGGACGAGAAGAACCGGAUCAGUUCUCAAGUGGAGCAGCAUCACUUCAACUACAAGGUGUCUGUGCUGCUGCCUGAAUGUAGCUCCGCCCCCUCUCACCUGGAUUCCGUGUUAAACAGUUUCAAGAGUUUCUACCUGAUCAGGAACAUGCCCAUAUAUGAGCUGCUAGACAAACACUUCCUGGAGACGGCUGCGUACAAGGGAAGUGUGUACGGUCUGUCCUACAGAACCAGGGUUGAUGAAGAUAACUGUGUUGCUCUGAUGCCAAAUGGUCGUCUGUGUCUCUCUCUGGACAAAGAUUCCUUCCAGGUGUUGGGAGUUGAGGGGAAACCGUCCAGGUUCAACCACAGAACCAACAGCAGAUACGUAGUGUCUGUGGAUCUGACCCACAGCAGCAUGGCUCCUGGGGGGCGGGGCUACGUCAGACUCCUCACAGGUCUGAGGUCAAGACUUCACCUGAAGACUGACUUCCUGCUGUCGCAUCAUCCAGGGGGCGGAGCCUCUCUGCAGGCCCUCCUGUCUCGUUAUGAUUGGUCAGAGCACAGACCUGAGAUACGCAGUCGUGUUCUGACACAGCUGUCCUGUCCCGCCCUGCUGACCUCUGACCUCCAGUCAAGUGACCCUCACAGCUUCCUGGAGUGGCUCGGAGCCGUGGACGCCGACGCCAGCCGUGAGAAUUCUUCCAGCAGCUUCCUGUCGUCCCUCGUGUGUCCUGAACCUUCGACCACGCUGAAUCAAGCUCUGAGCGUGUCUGUCUGUGGACUGCUGCUUCCUCAGGACAUCCACCGCCUCAUCCAGGAGAUCAGGCGUCACCUGGAGCAUCACCUCGAGUCUUGGGCGUCGCUGACGGUUCACGGUUUUGUUGACAGUCCCGUGUCGUGGGGCGACAGCGAGCACGGCGUCAUGAGAGGAGGAGAGAACUUCUACAGCCUGCUGAUGUUCCACGACCACACCUACCACCUCCACCAGGCCACAGGGGCACAUGACACCUGUCCACCGUGAUGAUGUCAUCAGCAGGCGCCAUAGAGCUGACUCUCAGAGCUCUUUAGUUUGUAUUUGUACUUGGAUCAGGUUUUGUUCUAAAAACUUGUUUUCAGUAAAACUGAAUAAUUUUGACCCAAAAAAAUAAAAAAUAUACUGAAACUAGAUUUUUUUGAUCUCAAAUGUUUUGUUUGAAUAAAAUCUGAUUCUAUAACUGAA